Centrocercus urophasianus (Greater sage-grouse) is the source of this 4173-nucleotide messenger RNA. RefSeq names its product collagen like tail subunit of asymmetric acetylcholinesterase (gene COLQ). The record is from RefSeq and is a predicted model, not a curated record. NCBI's taxonomy places the organism in Eukaryota, Metazoa, Chordata, Aves, Galliformes, Phasianidae. Gene Ontology annotation, molecular function: heparin binding.
AUGGGAAAUGGUUGGCAUUCCUUCUUCCUGAAGGCACGGCGAGAGAGGGAGCGGGCGAGAGCCGUGCAACACACAGCCGCACAGACGCGCGGCCGGCGAGGAAGAGGAAGCGAGCAGGAGGCAGAGCGGAGCCCGCAGCUCGCCGUGCCCGCGGCUGGCAGCAGCAUGCCCACCCUCCGCAUGGCCACCUGGGGACUGUACCUGCAGCUUCUCUCCUGCUGGGCUUUCUCUCACAGCCCCUACGCUGACAAUGCCUUCUCACUCUCAGCAGAUCUCCCUUGUUUGGAACAGAAGCAGCAGCCUCCCCACAGAGCGUGCUGCUUCCUCAUCCCGCCGCCGCCGCCCAUGUUCCCGCCACCGCGCCUCAGGCACGACUGGAGCUCUAGGCUGCUUGAUCUGGACAUGAAGGAGUUGUGUCAAGAGCUCCAGACAACACAGGCCUUCUCUCUGCCUGAGUCACGUUGCCCUGCAGGGCCUCCUGGCCCCCAGGGUCCACAAGGAAUUCCUGGUAUAAUGGGACCAAAAGGGGAGAAAGGGGAGAUUGGCAGGCCGGGAAGAAAGGGUAGACCAGGUCCCCCGGGUGUCCCUGGGAUGCCAGGACCAAUAGGAUGGCCUGGACCUGUGGGACUGAAGGGUGAAAAGGGAGAUGUGGGUGUGAUGGGAUUGCCAGGUACCAGAGGACCAAUGGGCUCCAAGGGUUUUCCAGGAACUAGAGGAGAAAAGGGUUCCAGAGGGGACAGGGGUGACAAAGGAGUCAAAGGAGACCAGGGAGAAACAGGCUCCCCCGGAAUGCUGGGACAGAAAGGAGAGAUGGGCCCAAAGGGACAAUCUGGAGCACCAGGACACAGAGGACCUAUAGGAAGACCUGGAAAACGAGGCAAACAAGGGCAAAAGGGAGACAUUGGACCUGUGGGUAUCAUGGGCCCACCUGGAAGGCCUGGUCCUUCUGGCCAGCCAGGCCCCCCUGGACCUUCAGGAUUAGGGCAAUUUGCAAUAGGACCAAAAGGGGAAAGAGGACUUCCAGGACCUCCAGGAAGAUGCCACUGCAGACCCCCACAACAUGUGAAUAAUCCACCAUAUGAGGAGUCUGUGUUUGGACACAGGUAUCCAAAAGUCCCUGCGAUUUUUGUGGUGAAUAAUCAAGAAGAAUUGGACCGAUUACACACUGAAAAUGCCUUAGCUUUUAGAAGAGACCAGAGAUCUUUGUAUUUCAAGGAUACCUUUGGAUGGCUCCCAGUCCAGCUCACCCCUUUCUACCCUGUGGAUUACCGUGUUGAGGUUGGCAGUACGUGUGGAGAUGGGAUCGUUCAGGAUGGGGAAGAGUGUGAUGACGGCAACACGGUCGUGACGGAUGACUGCAUAAGAUGUCGCCGUGCUUACUGCGGAGAUGGCUACAGACAUGAAGGGGUGGAAGACUGUGAUGGAAAGGAUUUUGGAUAUCUGACAUGUAAAACAUAUCUCCCUGGGUCUUACGGAAAAUUGCGAUGCACUUCUUACUGCUACAUUGACUCUACACAGUGCCGAUACUUCACAUGAGGGGAGCAGAGAAGGGCAGCAUCCCACACGUCGUGAGGUGCGAGGUGCUAUGCUAUUGUCUAGCUGAGAAGGUCUGGGAUUUAAAAAAGAAAAAGAAAAAAAAAAGAAGAAAAAAGAAAAAAAGCCAUCUCUGUGAAAACAAACAGACUUCGUGCUUCUGAUGGCCAUUUUGAGAUGUUUGUCUUUUUUUUUUUUUUUAAAUUAAUUAAGCCAGAUUCUGAAAAACUAGGACCACUGUAUCCUGUCUUAAUAGAUAAACAGUGUUUGCCAGUAAGACUCGUGGGCUGUGUGUGGGGACUUCUCUGUCACAGAUGCUACAGGAAACCAAAUGCCACUAACCAGGAAUACUGUGUACAAGACAACAUUACCUCGGCUUAGCACUGUUCAGCCUAAAUUAAGUUCUUCAGGGUUUUUGUUUUUCAGCUUUUUCAGCAUAAACACAAAGCAUGUGUUGGACACAGUGUUUAUGGAGACUUUCUCUUUUAUUACAAUGUGAACUUCCUUCAUGUUGUCUCCAGGGGGGUGUGAUGGUGGCUUCAGCAGCACUGUGGUUAGCUGCACACCUUUGUGGCUCAGAGGAGCAGGGGCCUUCCUGCAAAUGCUUUAAAGAUGAGCAGAUGAGGCAAAAAAAACUCCAGGAAAAUGGUUGGCUAUCACACCAAGCCACAGGCCACGAAGGCCAAAGGGGACAACCAAAUGGUGAUGCAGCCAAGGUGCUCUCACUCCAGGAGGACAUCAGGCUGGGAGCAAAGAUGCAGGAUGAGCUGAUUUCACUUUUUGCCUUUGCCAAGCCAGCUGCGUUCUGUGUGAGCCCAACAGGACUGCGGAAGUGCUGGGUCAGCAAGGCUGCCCACCUGGAACCUCAAUGCAGCCAGGCCGGCACUCUGGUCAUGGUGCUGGAAGGUCUUGUUCUUCUCUCAUGGUCUACCCAGACUCCAUCCUUCCACGAUGGCUGUACCCAUCCUGUGUACUGACUCCUCUGGCCUGCUCUCCUGCUCCUGUUGUGCUUGAAGCACGCUGCAAUGUGCCGCCUCAUUUUUGUAUCCCUGUGACACCAAUCCUGGCCUAAUGUGCUUGUGGGUGCUCAUUCACGCUGUAUGAUGUACGUAUAUCUCUGUUUUUCAGGACAUUUGGUCAAUUCUGCUAGCUCUGAUAGGAGUCAGGGUAAUUACCUACUUAUUUAUUAGCACGCAUUCAAGAACAGAUUUCAUAGGGGAAGCAUAUUUAAUACUGUAUAUACAAAAGAGUUCAUAACAGAAGAAAAUGGUACAAAGAUGUGUGGAGUUCAGGACUAAGAGCUCAAACCAAGUGUGAUUUUUUUUUCAUGCAGGCCACUCUUUGCUGCUUUGCUGUAAAUGCUGUACUUGAAUGUUUCAAGUGUGUGAGUUACUUGUCACAAUAGGAGCACCACAGCAGCUGCACUUACUUGGUUACCUCUUAAAGGUUGAGUAAAGGGUGGAUAAUGCAUUAAAGCAAGCAGGAAUAUAUGCAACUUCUACCACUUGUAUAGGAGACUUUAGCUCUGCAUGUCCAAAGUGAUACUGGAAAUCGUCAAUUAAAAGCUAAAUAAAAUUAAUGUAUUUUACUGCUAUUGCUUACCUGGGCUGCUUGUGCUGUGAAGCUCAACCACCAACAGCUGUAGCCUGUUUCAACAGUUCAAAGCCUUUCUUCUCAUUGCCUUGUUAUUGUUAUUAUUUUUUUAUUUAAACAGAGGUCUUAAUAAAAGGUCAAAGAACCAAAGGGGUGAGGAACUUGCCAUAAGCUCUAGAAAUCUGUGCACUAGGGUAGCUGCCUUGUAACAUCCCAUACUGGUGCAAAGGAAUGGGUUUCAGCUGGUGGGAUCCAACACUUUCUCUCUGGAGUCCAUCUCCACUUGCAGACCCUGCAAGGCUGGAGCCCUUGAGAAAUUUGGAAGUCUCAGUGGCCUUUCACUUUCAGCUUUAAGUCCUGUUGUUUUUAAAAGCUCCUACCUCCAAAGGACAUUAUAAAGCCAAAGUGCACCAAGGGCAGGAAAUGAAAAACAAGUCAUGAUCUCACAUGUUAAAUUGUAGUGUGCUGCACACAGAGAAGAAGUACAGCAUCAGCCUGGUCACAAAACGAAGCGUGGAUUUCAGAAGGACUGUAUUAAUACAGCACAAAAAGUUCAAUAUCUUAACAAAAAGAAAUGCAAGUUGGAAGGGAAAAAAAAAUAAAAGUCAUGGAACAAGUUUCUUACUGCCAUUAUCAUCUUGUGUAAACCAUCAUAAAAAACAUUUGAGGAGGUGUUAAGUAUUCAUGUUAUAAAAGACUGCAAAUACCUUCCUCCUUAAUUCAGACGUAUCUAUUAUUGAGGAUUCAUCAGCUGGAUGGUGCCUGGAAUGCUAUGAUUUAUCUUCCCUCCUUCCGUGAGUUUCCUAAUGCAUUGUGCCAACUGUGGCUCAAAAGUGGAUUGAGGUACUUCAGUUCCUCGGCCUUUUGUAGCAGCAAAUGCCUGUGGGAAAGGUUUCUAAUCGUUAGUGUGCAGCUGUAGAUGAACACAGAAUUAGUAUGAGCUUACAUCAUACACUGUAUUUAAUGUACACUAAAAAGCCAGCUUGCACUUACUAUGUGAUUAAAUAUGUGUAGUUAUCUACUGCAUGUAUUAACAGCUUAUGUCAA